AUAUAAAAGAUUAGCACGGAUCACCGGUCGAUUUAGUUCCAUUGGGUAGUUUUACAACGAACGUAGCACCAGUGAAUUGGCACGAAAUGAUUAAAAGCUGGAGCGUUUUGCUUUUGUGCAUUUGCAUAGCAUUGCAGCUAGUGGCUUCAUUUCCACAACCCGAUGAUGACAAUAAUGCGAAUGCAGUGCAAUCCUCGUCUGCUGAAAAUGUAUUGGGUUUGCCGCGGAAUCAAUUACUACUCGGCACGCUGGGUAUCCUCACCAAUCAGUCGCGUUUUAUCUUGCGCUCGUCGACCACCUUCAUGAAGGACUUAAUCAGAGAAAUGAAUGCGCUGCCAGAGAAGAGCAAAGCCAUCGAGCGGAAUAUCACCCGUGUGAGCAGUGUACUGGCGGCUGUCGAGCGUAUUGAUUUAGAUGCCAAGCCGCCACUGAUUAAUCAGAUGUUCGCGGCAGUCGAUGAGGUUGGCAAAAUCUACGAUGAGUUCUAUGGCAUGCCAGAAAAUAAUGAUACCAAAAGCGAUGCCGCCGUAUUGGAGAAGAUAUUCGAAAAGGUCGGUUCCGAGAGUUUGGAGAAGCGGUUUAAUGAUUCGCUGGACGCAACAUUGGACGAUUUCAUGAAAUUAUUCGAUAACUUUGCCACAUCGCUGAGUGAGAAGGAAAAGCAAAGCGAAUCUCAACUUCUCAACUGGUAUGAGCGUUUCAAGAAGGAGGAGGACGUCGAAAAGAAGUUUGAUCACUUGGAAGAAUUUUGGCGAUAUUUUGAAUGAAUAUUUUACUUGUAGUUUAUGAGUUAUAAGUAAAUAUAGUUUUUUUAUUGAGCUGAC
Anastrepha obliqua is the source of this 824-nucleotide messenger RNA. RefSeq lists its product as uncharacterized. Bases 87 to 767 code for a protein of 226 amino acids. The record is from RefSeq and is a predicted model, not a curated record. The transcript is spliced from 2 exons. Lineage: Eukaryota; Metazoa; Arthropoda; Insecta; Diptera; Tephritidae.